Dipodomys spectabilis (banner-tailed kangaroo rat) is the source of this 1656-nucleotide messenger RNA. Its product is annotated as cytochrome P450 11B1, mitochondrial-like. Gene Ontology annotation, molecular function: heme binding; iron ion binding; corticosterone 18-monooxygenase activity. The record is from RefSeq and is a predicted model, not a curated record. The coding region runs from base 1 to 1656 and encodes 551 amino acids. NCBI's taxonomy places the organism in Eukaryota, Metazoa, Chordata, Mammalia, Rodentia, Heteromyidae. The transcript is spliced from 10 exons. Gene Ontology annotation, biological process: glucocorticoid biosynthetic process; cortisol metabolic process; cholesterol metabolic process. Gene Ontology annotation, cellular component: mitochondrion; mitochondrial inner membrane.
AUGGCAGUGUCCGUUGGGAUGAAGGCAGGCGUGCGGCUGGCCAGGCCCUGGCUGCGCCUGCUCAGCAUGAGGGCACUGGGCACCAGGGCUGUGCCCACCUCCAAGCCAGUGCUGCCCUUCGAGGCCAUCCCCCAGUGCCCGGGCAACAGGUGGCUGAGGCUGCUGCAGAUCUGGAGGGACCAGGGCCACAAGAACAGACACCUGGAUGUGCACCGCCUCUUCCAGGCCCUGGGGCCCAUCUUCAGGUUCGAGGUGGGGAGUUCGCGGGUCGUAUCGGUGAUGCUGCCAGAGGACGCUGAGAAGCUGUGUCAGGUGGAGGGUUUGCAUCCACACCGGCGGCUGAUGGAGCCCUGGGUGGCCCACAGAGAGCAUCGCGGGCAGAAACGCGGCGUGUUCUUGCUAAAUGGGCCCGAGUGGCACUUCACCCGAAUGCAGAUGAACCCAAGUGUGCUGUCACCCAAGGCCGUCCAGAGGCUGAGUCCCAUGGUGAACACCGUAGCCAGGGACUUCUCUGUGUCCCUGAGGAAGAAGGUGCAGCAGAAUGCCCGGGACAGCCUCUCCCUGGACAUCCAGCCCAGGGUCUUCUACUUCUCCCUGGAAGCCAGCCACUUUAUGCUGUUUGGGCAGCGGCUGGGCCUCUUAGGUGACAGCCCGAGCCCUGUCAGCCUGAAGAUGUUUCUAGUCAUAGAGGAACUCAUGCGCUCCACCGGGAAGCUCAUGUUCCUGCCCAGGAGCCUGUCUCGCUGGACCAGCGCCCAGGUGUGGAAGGAGCACUUUGAGGCCUGGGACUUCGUCUCCCAGUUUGUCAACAGGUCUACCCGGGAGGCCUUCCAGGAGUUCACCCGAGGAAACCAGGCGUGCCCCGACAGCAUCCUGUCACAGAUGCUGCAGCAGGGGGACCUGCCGCUCGAUGUCAUCCAGGCCAAUGCUCUGGAACUCACCGUGGGCAGCGUGGACACGGUGGUCUUGCCCUUGGUGAUGACGCUCUUCGAGCUGGCUCGGAACCCCGCUGUGCAGCGGGCCCUCCGGCAGGAGAGCCUGGCCGCCGCAGCCAGCAUCACCGAAGAUCCCUACAAGGCCAUCUCGGCGCUGCCCCUGCUGCGAGCCGCCAUCAAGGAGACUCUGAGGCUUUACCCCAUUGGUGUCACCUUGGAGAGGGUCCUGAACUCCGAUGUGGUUCUUCAGAACUACCACGUCCCAGCCGGGACUGUGGUCCAGUUUUUUCUGUACUCCAUGGGUCGGAGUCAGGCUGUCUUCGUGAGGCCUGAGCGCUAUAACCCCCAGCGCUGGCUGGACAGCAGGCUGCGCUUCAGCCACCUGGCCUUCGGCUUUGGGGUGCGCCAGUGCCUGGGGCGUCGCCUGGCCGAGUUGGAGAUGGUGCUGCUGCUUCAUCAUGUGCUGAAGUCCUUCCAGGUGGAGACUCUUCAGCAAGAGGAUGUAACCAUGACCUACUGCUUCCUCCUGAAGCCUGUCUCCCCACUGCUCCUUACCUUCCGGCCUGGUCCUGCAGGGGCAGUGCAGGCCCCACACCAGACAGCCCGCCACUGCUGCCCUGGGCACUCGGGUCACAGAGUGGACCUGGACACCCCACUGACCCCAGCUGGCCACGGGACCCCCGAAGGUUAUCAGCCCGACACGACAAGAGAGAUCGUCUGA